Portunus trituberculatus (swimming crab) is the source of this 1573-nucleotide messenger RNA. RefSeq names its product agglutinin-like protein 4. The transcript has 2 exons. Bases 154 to 1341 code for a protein of 395 amino acids. Lineage: Eukaryota; Metazoa; Arthropoda; Malacostraca; Decapoda; Portunidae. The record is from RefSeq and is a predicted model, not a curated record.
AUCAAGCUUGGAAACCUAGAAAAAAUGGUAAUAAGACCGUUGGAGCGCCAUUCCCGUGUAUAAAUACGUGCAAACAAACUCGAGAGGCCAGAGUCGCUGCACUCCACCAGGUGAUCACUUGUCAAGCUCUCACCUUCCCUUCAACUGUUCAGGAUGUGGCGUUUGACGGCGACGCUGUUGCUGGCCUCCUUGGUCUCCGCCUCUGCGCAGGAAUACAACUAUCCCGAACCUGGCCUUGAAUAUCUCCCACCAGUUCCAAGUGAACAGAUAUGUCAGGUCGCGCCAAUUAUCUCUUCGAUAUACACGACCAGCGUUCAGACCUCCGUCGAUGUUCAAACCGUCGAUCGAGUUAGUACACAAUACAGAACCACCACCCUUGUUACACGGCAAGUGGUUCCUACGACGAUAUACAGAACCAGAGUACAGACUCAAAUCCAGUACCAGACCAGCGUGAUCCAACAGACCACAGUUCGGUACGUGGACCGAGUGGUGACCCAGACCAUAUCCAGUCCUCCCCGUCAGGAGGUUCGCUACAUCACCACGACCCGCGUGGUGCCCCAGGUCAGCUACAUCACCCAGACACAGGUACAGACACAGAUUGUACCUGUCGAGGUCACCCGCACACAAGUUCAGACUGUAACUGAAACUUCUACCAACUACCAAACUCAAACAGAAAGAGCUACUCGUAUAAUUUCCGUUCCUGGCCCCACAACAGUCCGCACCCGCGUGCAGACCGUGGUCCAGACCUCCGUGGUCCGCCAGCAGCAGCCUGCCAACACCCGCUACGUUACCUCCACCAGCGUGCGCCAGGUGGUCCAGACCAGCGUCGUCCAGGGCCAGGAUGUGAUCCGCACCAGCGUGGUCCAGCGCCAGCAGGUCAUCCCCUUCACCUCCGUCAACACCCGUUACGAAAAUGCUUACGCCACACGCGAGCAGGUCGUCACCCGCACCAACGUUGUCACUCAAACUCGAGUCAUCACACAGGUCGUUCCCCAGGAGGUGGUGAGUACCCAAGUGGUGCCCACCACCAUCUACACCACCAUCUACAGGACCCAGGUGCAGCCCUUCACCCAGGUGCGGACGGUGGUGCAGACUCAGUACGUCACCCCGUCUCUCGUCUUCAGUACUCAAGAGGUGACACGCACCUCUGUGGUGCAGGUGCCUGGCCAGGACCGUGUCAUCACCCAACAGGUGGUGCAGACUCAGCAGCAGCAAAGCGUUGUCUACCAAACCGUCAACCGACCCCAGCAGGUCACCGUCACCACGACCGUCACUGGCACUUGUGGGUACAACUACGUCGAACCCGCAGUGCCUUUCAACCCAAGAAGACAAACCAUAUAAUUAUCCAACACGACUCGGCCAUUCCAUUGGAAUUCAUUGAACUUAACAGCCAAAAUCACUCAUUAGCGCUCUAGUUGAAAGUAAAUAAAUAAUAUCCACAGUUACCAGUUAGUUCCACAUCCAGUGGAGAGGUGGGCUUGUUGUCUGCCAGAGUACGGCCAGAGCGCCAUUUUGUAACUAACAAACACCAUAAACUUGUAUUUAUCUAAAUGGCAAAUAUACAUUAUAAGAA